Molecule: messenger RNA, 5456 nt
Organism: Oxyura jamaicensis (ruddy duck)
Lineage: Eukaryota; Metazoa; Chordata; Aves; Anseriformes; Anatidae
Gene: OSBPL10
Product: oxysterol binding protein like 10
Exons: 12
Coding region: 98-2434 (778 amino acids)
Cellular component (GO): intracellular membrane-bounded organelle; membrane; cytosol
Molecular function (GO): cholesterol binding
Source: RefSeq, a predicted model, not a curated record
CGCCGCCCCUCUCCGCGCCGCCCGUGAGUCAGGGCUUUGCCGGGCGCGGGCGGCAGCCGCGGCCGCUCCGGGCUCGUAGCCUCCGCCGCGGGGCUCCAUGGAGAAGGCGGCGGCGGCGGCGAGCGAGGGAGGAGGAGGCGGCGGCAGCAACAGCAGCAGCCGCAGCAGCAGCCGCCCCACGUCGGCGGGCUCCUCGCCCUCUUCCUCCUCCGCCAGCCGCGGGCUGCCCGGCCGGGCGGCGGCCGCGGGGAGGCUGGAUGGAGCCGGGGGGGCCGGCGGCAGCGGCAGCGGCAGCCCCGGUUCGGCGGCGGCCAGCCCGGGGGGCGCGCAGGCGCCCGGCGGCGGAGGCAGGCGGCGGGAGCCGGUGCUGGAAGGGACGCUGAGCAAAUACACCAACCUCCUGCAGGGCUGGCAGAGCAGGUACUUUGUGCUGGACUUUGAGACGGGGAUUCUGCAGUAUUUUGUGAAUGAACAAAGUAAAAACCAGAAGCCUCGGGGAACCUUGUCUUUAGCUGGAGCUAUAAUAUCACCCAGUGACGAAGUGCCGCACAUGCUGGUGGUCUACUCAGCUAAUGGAGAGAUAUUUAAGUUGAGAGCUGCUGAUGCAAAGGAGAAACAAUACUGGAUCACUCAGCUUCGAUCCUGUGCCAAGCAUCACAAGGAAGGUAAUUCUAAGAGCGUUUCAUCCUCACGAAGUAGAAGCUCAUCUCUGCUGCCACCUGGGACAGCUAAUUCUGCAUCUCCUAGUGGCCAGAAAUAUAUGAAUCAAAGUGGGCCAACUGUUGUUACCAUUACUCAUCACAAAUCACCUGCAGCUGCCCGAAGAGCUAAGAGCCAGCGUUCCGGUCAACUCCAUGAAGUCAGAGAGAUGAUGAGUCAAGUUGAGGGACAACAGAAGAAUCUUGUACAAGCCAUUGAAGCUCUCCCAAGUUCUGGACCCAUUUCUGCCUUGGAUCAGGACUUGCUGCUUUUAAAAGCUACCUCUGCUGCCACCCUGAGCUGCCUUGGAGAAUGCCUGACUCUAUUACAGCAAAGCAUGCAUCAAGUGGGCCAGCACCAUAACAGGACACUGUCAUCAGAAGGUAUUCUGGGAUGGCCUGGGCCCAAGUCACAUUCCACAGAGCAACUGAAAAAUGGUGCCCUCAGCUCCUUAUCAUCUGCUAGUGCCAACAUUACGUGGGCCAUAGUACCAUCUGCAACCCAAGAUGGACAGACGUUACAGCCAAAUACUGAGCAUUCAGCUUCUGAGUUGAUCCUAGUUGAAGAUGAAAUGACAGAUACUGAAGAUAAUGAAGAGGAGGAUUUAGGAGUCAUGGAUGAUCAGCGUAGUGUAAUUCUCCAUCUCAUCUCUCAGCUUAAACUUGGCAUGGACCUUACCAGGGUAGUGCUUCCAACAUUUAUUUUGGAGAAAAGAUCCCUGCUGGAGAUGUAUGCAAAUUUCAUGGCCCAUCCAGACCUGUUUUUGUCAAUUGCAGCUGGAGCCACUCCCGAGGAAAGAAUUAUCUGCUUUGUGGAGUAUUAUCUAACAGCUUUUCACGAAGGCCGAAAGGGAGCGGUUGCCAAGAAGCCCUAUAACCCUAUAAUUGGUGAAACGUUUCAUUGCUCAUGGGAUGUGCCUAAAGAUAAAGUGAAACCAUUCAGAACUAACGGUGCCUCUGCGGUUUCUAAGGACCCAGCCAAGGAGUUUGGCCAGGACCAGUCCACGUGCUACAAGCUGAGGUUUGUGGCUGAACAAGUGUCCCAUCAUCCACCGGUAUCUUGCUUUUACUGUGAGUGCAAGGAGAAGAAAAUGUGUGUGAACGCUCACGUAUGGACCAAAAGCAAGUUUAUGGGCAUGUCGAUAGGUGUUUCUAUGGUAGGUGAAGGUGUUCUUCACUUGCUGGAGCAUGAAGAAGAGUAUGUUUUCACACUCCCCAGUGCCUAUGCUCGCUCGAUACUCACCAUCCCGUGGGUGGAGCUUGGAGGGAAAGUCAACAUCAACUGUGCCAGGACUGGCUAUUCCGCUACGGUCACCUUCCACACCAAACCCUUCUAUGGGGGGAAAGUCCACAGGGUUACAGCCGAAGUGAAACAUAAUCCCACUAAUACCAUUGUGUGCAAGGCACAGGGAGAAUGGAACGGUACGCUGGAAUUUACGUACAGCAAUGGAGAAACCAAAGUGAUUGACACCAGCAAAUUACCCGUUACCAGGAAAAAGAUUAGGCCAAUAGCAAAACAAGGCCCACUGGAAUCAAGGCACCUUUGGCAAUACGUCACCAAUUCUCUGAAAGAAGGUAAUAUUGAUGCAGCAACAGAACACAAGCACCACCUUGAAGAGAGACAGCGAGCAGAGGAGAGGCAACGUAUGGCUCUUACAGUGCCCUGGAAACCAAAAUAUUUUGCCAAAGAGGGCGAUGGUUGGCUAUACUUGAAUCCUCUCUGGAAGACCCUUUGACAAGAAACAGGAGAUGUCUUAUAACUUUACCUUAAAGGCAUUAAAAGGAAACAGUAUAUAACUUGUCAGAUGUCAUUCAAAAGAUUCUGUUCUCAGAAGACACAAAUGAGAAGCUAUAUACUGUGAACAACGCAUCUCAAAAUAACCACAAGCUCAAGUUUAUUCAGGAGCCAUUUUGUGUGUACGGAUACACAAACAGAUGUGCACAUGUACGUAUAUACACAUAUACACACACAGUAUGCAUGUGUGUUUGUGUGUGUAUUACUUACACUACACGUCAACAAAGUAGAAACACUAACAGUGAUUUGAAGACCUUAUUCUCUAAAUGUUCGGGCAUAGGACUCGAGCUGGAAUCAGCUAGGGUUCCCCGAGUUGUGUGCUUGCAGGAUCAGGCCCUACGCUAGUAUUUAAAAAAACACACACUUUUUUAUUAGUACUGGUUAAGGUUUUCUAUUUUUCACUUUUGCCAAAAACGUUUUGCACUUAAAAUGUGACGUCACUUAAUGGCAGUCAUUCAGUCUAAACAGUCAUUGAAUAAUUCACCUCGACUUGAGAAUGACACAUUGACAGCGCGCUCUUUGGGAUGCUGAUUUAAGAGCAUGUUUCCUGUCACUUACGAGUAUGAAUUUUCUGCCGUCAAGUAGCAAUACCUUCUCGAGACAUUGUUCGCACUAACCCGCUGUGUCCUCACUUUUUUGUUUGGUCCUACUUCCAAACGUUUCAUCGGUCUCCAGUCACUUGUGAGCCAGCUGCUUUUGGUCUUGCUGCGUGAUGUUCUUUGGCUAUUGCCAUGCCAAUGCUUUUGGGUUACACGUUUUGCUAAGUCCCUUCUGGCAGAUGUAGCUGUGGUAUUCAAACUUACUUUGCCUCAGCUUUCCACGCUGACGUUGUCUGUGUCUGAGGCACUCCUGUUCACAGCCUUGCCUUUAAAAUUAAACCACUGCUGAUGCAUUUUUGCUCACGUGUGCCAGGCUGUGAACUGAGGCAGGUGAGGUGGGGUAGGAGUCUUGCUCUGAUGUGCUGCUGUGAUGGGUCUGCACCUCCAGCGGCUGAGAUGCUGCUGCUGUGCAUUGCUGCUGUGAAAUGAGAGAGCCCUUAAUUCCUCCUCGUCCAGGCAUCGAGCAGACCUGUCUUCAUUUCUUUUUGCUUUUGGCCCAGGUGAUUGCUUUUGGAUGGUUCCUUAUGAGUAGCCUUUUCAGAUAAAUGAUUUUCUGAUGUUAAAGUAACGAUUUAGUAAAUUACUACUGAAAUAAGAACUUUAUUAAUGAAACAAAUGAAAUGGGAUGUAACUUGUUUCAUAAAAUAAAGCAGUAAACAAUCCUGUAGCUUGAUCUUGCUUUGUAAGAUAACCACUGUGACACUAAGAAAGUGGAUUAUAAACGUGUGCUAAACCUUCGUUGCUUUUUAGUAUUUGUUAAAAGUGAAGGUGUUUUUGAGAGAAGUGACAGCAAAAGGCAAGUGUAAAAUGUGCUGACUUCUGCUCAGUGCUUCUUUUACAGCGGCCUGUAAAGAAACCACUCUAUUUCUAACCUACAGUAGCAUGGAUGCUUACUUUUCUGUAGUACUGAUUAAUUUUGUGCCUUUUGUCUGCUUUCUUAAUAUAACAGUUGCUUUAUAGAUACUACACUAAUAUAUUUAAGUCAAAGUACUGCAUUUAUCUGUUCUCCUGUCUUGCGUUUUCUAAUACUUUAUUUUUUUGCUAGAUAUUAAAAUCUCUUAAGCAACCCAAAAGGCUAAACAGAGGUGUGUACACAAGGCUACACGGCAGUAGUUGUUCAUUUGGACUUCACUUGGACAUACUUAACAGAUCUUUGCAUUUAGAUCUUCAGAUCCCUGUUUAAUGAGGUCUGUGCCCCCUAAAUGCUAUUUUGUCUGCUUGUAUAUACCUUUUUUUGCACAUUAGAAAGAUUCGUGUUAUAAAUUAUUUAAAUCCUAUUUUUUAAAAAAAUGCGGACUGUAUGAGCUUGGUUUUGUAACUGAUGCUUUUUUAAAAACGAAAAAAUCUUAUUUUUAGGUAGUUGAUGUUUUUGUGUAACAACACCAAAACGAUGCUGUUGUAGUUAUCAUGAACUACUACCAAGUAUCAUCAGGAAAAGGCGUACCUUAUCACCGGCAAGCAUUACUUUACAAUGGAUCCACUGGUUUAGAGGUUAGUCUGAUAAGUAACUAGAAGUAUUGGUAGACUUUGUAAUGUCAUCACCAAGAACACUAAGUAAGUGCAGAAUUAAACACAUGCAACAUUUCCUGCCAGAACUCUGACUUCAUACACCAAAGAACAAGCCACACACCCACUAACAGCCAUUGAAAACCUCUUGUGAGGCAUGCAGGACUGCGCUCCUGAAAGAGCAGACCUCUUUCAGCUUUGGCGGUGUGACUGUCGAAGCUACAAAGAUGUUGUAGCGUUCUUUUAAGACAAAUUUUGAAUAAUUUUAUGUUUGUAAUUUAUUGAAGAUUUUUCCUGGCUGCAUGGUUGGUUGUUCCUGCAUGCCGAGAACAUUCCACUUGUGCUCUGAUAAAUGUCUUGUUUUGAUGCUGUGAAGAAUCCUCUGAUGCCAUUACCACUGUUUCUUUUCCCAAGUAACUUGGGAGAGGUGAGCAUAAAAAUAGCCCUUUCGUUAAAGAUCCUAUCAGCAAGAGAUUCCAGAACAAGAGCCAGAAGAAGUGUCAUUUUUUCUGAUAGUUACGUGUUCGGUAUAUUUUACAAGUCUGAAAAGUAAAUAUUCCUAAGACUUACUCUGUAGGUUGUUCCAAUAGUUGUCUUGGACUUGCAAGUGAUUCUUUUCCUUUUCAAGUAGCCAAUGUAUACAGUUGGAACUGUAAUGUAAGACCAUUUUUUUUGUGUGCACACCUGUAGAAAGCCUAUGCAACCUUUUUUUUUCUUAAGUUAGAAAUGUUCAGAGAGAAAAUUUAUACCUUUUAUCAUUUAAAAGAUGCUCUGGCAGUCUCUUCUGAUUUGCCUUCCUUUCAUAAUUUGUGAAUUUAAGAUUACAAUGCUCAUCAAUAAAAUAUUUGUUUCAUUUAA